GCUAGGAUUGGCUUUGAAUAUACCUCCGAAUAGAGUUUGUUCCAGGAUUUCAAAUGAUCAUAUAAAUUAAAUGCCUCUCCACAUCGCUCGCCCAUUAAUUUGUGUUUCGAAAUCAACAAGAACACGACUUUCAAUUGCUUUGAGAAUUUCUCACAAGUCUUUCAUUUCAAAAUCAGAGAUUUCGUCCGUGAAGCUAGAAGAUUUCUAUGUCGAUCUCUUGCAUCGGUGUGUUCAAACCUCCGAUUCCCGCCAUGGAUCGGCAAUUCAUGCGAAGUUUCUCAAAGGAUUUCUUCCAUGUUCUCUUUUCUUCCACAACCAUGUACUUAAUUUCUAUGUCAAAUGUGGAAGUCUCUCAUGUGGUCUGCAACUGUUCGACGAAAUGCCUGAGAGAAAUGUUGUGUCCUGGUCUGCAUUAAUUGCUGGGUUCGUCCAACACGGCCGACCCAAUGAAGCCCUCUCUCUGUUUAGCCGCAUGCAUUGUGAUGGCACGAUCAUUCCCAACGAAUUCACCCUUGUAAGUGCUCUUCAUGCUUGUUCUUUAACUCAGAGGCUGAUAUGUUCGUACCAAAUUUACGCAUUAGUUCUUCGCUUAGGAUAUGGGUCGAAUAUUUUCCUCAUGAAUGCGUUCUUAACUGCUUUAAUUAGGCAUGAGAAAUUGCUGGACGCUUUAGAAGUUUUUGAGAGUUCUUCAUCCAAGGAUAUUGUAUCAUGGAAUGCUAUGAUGGCUGGUUAUUUGCAAUUAUCAUAUCUAGAACUGCCUAAGUUUUGGCGCCGGAUGAAUCUCGAGAACAUUAAGCCUGAUAAUUUUACAUUUGCUAGUAUCUUAACUGGGUUGGCUGCUCUCUCUGAGUUUAAACUGGGUUUGCAAGUUCAUGGACAGCUUGUGAAAAGUGGAUAUGGGAAUGAUAUUUGUGUAGGGAAUUCCUUGUGUGAUAUGUACAUUAAGAAUCAGAAAUUGUUUGAUGGUUUUAAAGCUUUUGAUGAAAUGCCUUCAAGUGAUGUGUGUUCUUGGACUCAGAUGGCUGCAGGGUGCCUCCAUUGUGGUGAACCAAUGAAGGCACUCGAGGUCAUUUACGAUAUGAAAAACGUCGGUGUGAGGCUAAAUAAGUUCACCCUUGCAACUGCCUUGAAUGCUUCUGCUAAUUUAGCAUCCAUAGAAGAAGGGAAGAAAUUCCAUGGAUUGAGAAUUAAACUUGGAGCUGAUAUUGAUGUUUGUGUUGAUAAUGCUCUACUUGAUAUGUAUGCAAAAUGUGGAUGUAUGAGCAGUGCGAAUGUUGUCUUUCGUUCAAUGGAUGAACAAUCUGUUGUCUCAUGGACUACCAUGAUUAUGGGAUUUGCACACAAUGGCCAAGCAAAAGAAGCCCUUCAAAUAUUUGAUGAAAUGAGAAAAGAAGGAACUGAGCCUAAUCACAUCACUUUUGUUUGUGUCCUCUAUGCUUGUAGCCAAGGAGGUUUCAUUGAUGAAGCAUGGAAAUACUUCUCUUCCAUGAGUGCUGACCAUGGGAUUUCACCCUCUGAAGAUCACUAUGUAUGUAUGGUGAAUCUCUUAGGCCGAGCUGGGUGUAUAAAAGAAGCCGAGGAUUUGAUCGGACGAAUGCCGUUUAAACCGGGUCCUUUGGUCUGGCAAACAUUGCUUGGUGCAUGCUUAGUUCAUGGCGACGUAGAGACAGGAAAACGAGCAGCCGAGCACGCGUUGAAUUUGGAUCAAAACGAUCCAUCGACUUAUGUUUUGUUAUCGAACAUGUUUGCUGGUCGGAGUAACUGGGACGGUGUGGGAAGUUUGAGAGAGCUAAUGGAAACUAGAGAUGUAAAGAAAGUACCUGGAUUCAGUUGGAUGUAAACAUGAGAAUGGUUAGUUCUUCUCCUUUUAAAGAUUCUUCGAGGAAAUUCAUGUUGGUGGGUGACUUGUUUUCCUAUGAUAGCUGUUGGGAGAGGUUAUUUGAAUCAUGGUGGUCUAAAUUUGUGGAUUAUUAUUAUUAUUACUAUUAUUAUCAUUAUUUGGCAUUUUUAUUAUCAUCGACCGUCUUCAAUU
Molecule: messenger RNA, 2032 nt
Organism: Cucurbita pepo subsp. pepo (vegetable marrow)
Lineage: Eukaryota; Viridiplantae; Streptophyta; Magnoliopsida; Cucurbitales; Cucurbitaceae
Product: pentatricopeptide repeat-containing protein At2g13600
Biological process (GO): RNA modification
Cellular component (GO): intracellular membrane-bounded organelle
Molecular function (GO): RNA binding; protein binding
Source: RefSeq, a predicted model, not a curated record